AUGGCCAUUACGCAUCUCUCUCCCCGCCAUGAUAUGGGCGGCAUGGAUAUGGGGAGCAUGGGCUCCGGGAGCGGCGUGCCUGGGUAUUUCUACAUGCAAAAAAUGUUCUGGGCGGUAAUUGGAACUGCGAUUGGAGUGGCCGCCCUCUGCAACCUGCUCAACCACAUUCUGCUCUGGCAGCGACAACGAAGUUUGAGUGCGAAACCCAAGUCGUUCCUCUGGUCAUCUUAUGCCACACUGACAGCGGUGGCCCGGGAGAUCAGCUCCGCUUCAUUGCCAGCAUACCAACUCAAAUGGCUGAAAUUCCGCGCGCCUUCCUUGGGCAAGACGAUUAUGGUUCUCUCAUACCUUAUUACCGUCAUUGUGUUCUGCUUUUACAAAUACGACACAGAGGACCAGUGGAGCUGGGAGAACAUUGCUUAUCGGUGUGGGUGCAUCGCUCAAGCUCAGCUUCCUCUUGUCUUCCUCCUUGCCGGCAAACAAAACAUUGUUGGCUUCCUUUCAGGUAUCAGUUAUGAACGGCUGAAUUGGUUGCACCGCUGGGUGGCCCGUAUUCUAUGGUUGACGGCCACAUUUCACUUGAUGUUCUGGUUCAGGAGUUGGGCAAGAUAUGACUACAUCAAGGUGAAAUUGACCACCGACUCCAUGACGCAGACUGGGUUUGCUGCGUGGUGCAUUCUGACCGCCCUUGUGGCCACGUCAUUUGCUCCAAUGCGACGGGUGAAUUAUGAAGUAUUCGUCGUUGCACAUCUGGUCCUUUUUGCAGGGUUCAUUGGAGCUGUUAUGCUCCACGUCGACUACGGGAAGACCUACGUCUGGGUUUGUGUGGCGUUGUUCUUUUUCGACCGAGUUGCGCGAUUCCUGGUCACACUCGUGGCCAACUUGUCGAUUUUCCACCGUCGUGUGCCAGGCAGGAGCCUCUUCUGGGCAAACAAGGCCGUCUUGACACCGUUACCUGGAAAUGUGACCCGGAUCACUAUUGACAAGCCGGUAUUGCGAUGGAGUCCUGGUCAGCAUGUUUUUCUGUCAUGUCACACCGUGGUUCCUUUGCAGAGCCAUCCUUUCAGCAUCGCUUCAUUGGAGUCGGAUGGAAAAUUGGAAUUUCUGGUCCAAGCUCAGAAAGGGGGCACAAAACGUCUGCAUCGAUAUGCGCUGAGAAAUCUCGGUCUGCCGCGGUCUGAGGAUGUAGCAGACGUGAAAUAUAAACUGGUGGGGGUCGAAGGGCCCUAUGGGAAGAUCCGACCGCUACGGCAGUUUGACAGCAUUUGCUUCUUCGCCGGGGGCACUGGCGCAACAUUUACCGUCCCUCUAAUGCGAGAUAUUGUACGGAGGUGGAAGUCCAGCGUUGAUGGCGCGUCUGGUAUCGUGACACGGAAGAUCCGUUUUGUUUGGGUAGUCAAGUCCCAGGAUCGAGUGGGAUGGUUCAAAGAGCAACUCCAAACAGCGCUUCUAGACGUUGGAAAUGUCCAACGAUGCGAUGGAUUCUCCAAGAAGGAACUUGACCUUAGCAUCUAUGUCACUUGUGACGAGACGCUGGACGCAUCCAACGGCGAUGCCUGCUGCGAGCCUCCAGCACACGGAACUGUCAAAGUGGCAGACACGACUUCCUCCGACGCGGAAGCCCUGACGAAAAAGGUGGCGGAUGAAAAGGUGGAAGUACGGUCUAUUGCAUCGACAGAUCGGAACAACGAUGGGUGUGGGCCGGAUGGAACUUGCUGUUGCAAGAAUGCGGUGGACGAAGACGGGGAAGCAAUUAGAUGCUGUUGCUGCGGGCCUUCAUCGAGCUCCAUCCCUUCCUCGUCGUCAGUUUCGUCAAUCAGCGAGAAAAGCCCCAAGGCAUUAAAGGCAAUGUCAGCUGCAGCGGUACCGCAGCUCAAGUUGAUCGGAGGGCGACCCAAACCUCGUGACAUUAUUCGAAAAGUUUUAGAGGAAGCCGAAGGAGAAAGCGCGGUGGUGGUAUGCGGUCCUCAGGGACUACAGGACGACGUCCGACGCAGUGUCGUGGCGUUGAGUGACGAGCGUGCUGUACACAAAGGUACUGGGGCCCAAGGCAUAUAUCUUCAUGUGGAAGGGUUUUCUUACUAG
Messenger RNA from Exophiala dermatitidis NIH/UT8656, 2085 nucleotides. RefSeq names its product metalloreductase transmembrane component. Gene Ontology annotation, molecular function: ferric-chelate reductase activity. The record is from RefSeq and is a predicted model, not a curated record. Gene Ontology annotation, cellular component: plasma membrane. NCBI's taxonomy places the organism in Eukaryota, Fungi, Ascomycota, Eurotiomycetes, Chaetothyriales, Herpotrichiellaceae. Bases 1 to 2085 code for a protein of 694 amino acids. Gene Ontology annotation, biological process: iron ion transport; intracellular iron ion homeostasis; copper ion import. The transcript has a single exon.